Thlaspi arvense is the source of this 1182-nucleotide messenger RNA. Lineage: Eukaryota; Viridiplantae; Streptophyta; Magnoliopsida; Brassicales; Brassicaceae. The record is from the annotation of a GenBank genome assembly.
AUGGCGGUUCAUAUUCACAACCCUAACUUUUACCACACUAAUAAACUCCGAUCAUCUCUUACCUCGGCCUCUGCAUCACCUGCUUCAUAUGUCUUCUCCAGAUACUCUCCUGCAAAAUCUCCCGGAUUCAUCUGCAAAUCCAAUAACCAAGAUGACUAUCUCAUUGAUGCUCCUGUUUCUGUCGGAGACGGCUUCUCUUUCAGUGGAGGGAAGUAUUCGGAUCAACCAAGUCCAUCAGAUGAAUGGUUGAAGCAAGGAAAAUGGGUUAAAGCUCAUAAAGUUGGUGGAUCCGGUGUAGAAGCUAAAGAUCCGAUUUUCGGAUUAACAAUGGGAGCUAGCUCUCAAGCUUCAAAAGAUGUUUUCAGAUGGUUUUGUGUAGAAUCAGGGAAUGUAGAUAGUCCUCCUGUUAUACUGAUCCAUGGAUUCCCAUCUCAGUCUUACUCUUACCGCAAAGCUCUUCCCGUGCUUUCAAAGAAUUACCGCGCCAUUGCUUUUGAUUGGCUAGGAUUUGGAUUCUCUGACAAGCCUCAGGCCGGAUAUGGAUUCAACUAUACACUAGACGAGUAUGUUUCGUCGCUUGAGUCAUUCAUUGAUGAAGUAACUACCAGUAAGGUGUCACUUGUUGUGCAGGGCUACUUCUCAACUGCUGCGGUGAAAUACGCAAGAAACCGACCAGAGAAGAUCAAGAAUCUCAUACUCUUGAAUCCUCCUCUCACACCCGAACAUGCGAAACUUCCAUCAACAUUGUCUGUAUUCAGCAACUUCUUGCUCGGGGAGAUUUUCUCUCAGGAUCCUCUAAGAGCAAGUGACAAGCCAUUGACGAGUUGUGGUCCUUACAAAAUGAAAGAAGACGAUGCAAUGGUUUACCGAAGACCUUAUCUCACUUCAGGCUCUUCUGGUUUUGCCCUUAACGCCAUCAGCAGAGCCAUGAAGAAGGAGCUCAAGGUGUAUGCAGAAGAGAUGAGGAACUCAUUGAUGGAUAAAGACUGGAAAAUACCGACCACCGUGUGCUGGGGACAACGAGACAGGUGGCUGAGCUAUGAAGGAGUUGAAGACUUCUGCAAGAGUUCAGGACAUAAACUUGUGGAACUUCCAAUGGCUGGCCAUCAUGUACAAGAGGACUGUGGAGAGGAGAUUGGAGGAAUAAUCUCAAGAAUCAUAAGUAAUUCUUCUCUUGUUUAA